Messenger RNA from Lactuca virosa, 809 nucleotides. NCBI's taxonomy places the organism in Eukaryota, Viridiplantae, Streptophyta, Magnoliopsida, Asterales, Asteraceae. The record is from the annotation of a GenBank genome assembly.
AUGCUUAAGUACAUUGGAAGUGAUUUACCAAGUUUAUCCAUUAAAGAAAAGAAAAUUGUGAAGAAUAGUCUUGAUUUUAUUGAGCGAGAUGGUGUGUUGAUCGGUGAACCUACGGGGAUGGAAGAUACAUACGUUGUUCCUAACGGAAUGGAGAAGAUUGUUAACCAAAUCAAGUUUCGGUAUAAAAAUAAACCCAUGUUUAUUACAGAAAAUGGAUAUUCUUCACCCGAUCUACAAGAGAAACGAGUGAAUGUGAUUUUAAAUGACGUGAAACGAGUUAAAUUCCACUUAGAAUACCUUGAUUUUUUAGCUAAAUCCAUAAGAAAGGGAGCAGAUGUACGCAGAUAUUUCAUAUGGUCAUUGAUGGAUAGCUAUGAAUGGCUUACUGGUUACAAUUUGAAGUUUGGGUUAUAUUAUGUGGACCGUCAAACACUAACACGAAUACCAAAGCUUUCUGCAAGAUGGUAUAAAAGUUUCUUAACAGAAAACACUACCGAUCUUGUCAAUAUUAAAGCAUAUGCAUAAAAUAUUCCAUGCAAAAUUUUAUAUGUUGGGUUCAUAAUAAUAUUAUCAAAUGACUGUAUUACUCAUCUAUAAUAAGUUAACACUAAGUUGAAACCAACGACACUAUUGUGCGGAAAGAUUACCUAAUUAUCACUUCUAUAUUACCCCAUUUUCUUAUAAGAUUUCUAUUUGGUUGUUGUUGUUGAAUAAGUUAAUAAUGAAAUAUAUACGAGGAAAUGUUUUAUUUUAUUUUUUAAAUGUGUAAUAUAAUUAGAUUUUUGUACUUAAUUCUAUCAAUUCCCAAU